AUGUUACAACUGGGCUUGAAUCCUGGUUUGAUAUCAAAUGUUACUCGUGUGGCCAUACCAAAGCUUCCCAUUGUGGCAGUAGCGGCACUGCGAUCCAGUUCCCUUUACACCAAUAGAAAUGUCCCACAUUUACAAAACAGAUUGUAUUUGCAUCGUCGUUUUUAUUCUGAUGAAAAGUCAUUAGAUAAAAAGGAAUCUCAACAAGAUUCUGAUCAAAUCAAAAGGGAUUCUGAUUCUUCUCCUAUCUCUCAAAAAUCUCAGAAAAGAUCCGUUAAGGAGUUAGCUCAAGCUGCUGCUUCAGCUCUGGUCAACGCCUCUUCGAGAGUUAAAAAACAUGAUAAUGAACCGGUAUCUCACGCUAUAUUGGCUACAAAGGAACAAGAAGCUAAUAAAGAUAUCGCAAACCCUGAUGCUCAAGCUGAAUUUUACAAACUUCUAUUGCAAUCAAAUUAUCCACAGUACGUGGUUUCAAGAUUUGAGACCCCAGGUAUCGCAUCAAGUCCUGAAUGUAUGGAAUUAUACAUGGAGGCUUUACAACGAAUUGGUAGACAUGCUGAAGCAGAUGCUGUUAGAAAUAACCUUUUAACCGCAAGUUCAGCGGGUGCUGUUAACCCUUCAUUGGCCUCCUCCUCAACUAAUUCUACUGGUUAUCAUGGCACUUUCCCUGCAAUGUAUUCCCCUUCUUACGGUUCUAGCAAAGCUCCAAUUCAUGUCGUCGUUACUGAAUCAACUUUCACCAUCAUUUCAAGAUGGGUUAAAUGGAUAUUGAUCUUCUCUGUUUUAACUUAUGGUUUCACUGAAGGUUUUAGAUACAUUUCAGAAAACACCUCUUUGCUAAAAUCAUCCGAUAUUGCCGACAAGUCAAUCGAUGUCGCCAAGACUAAUGUUAAAUUUGAUGACGUUCGCGGUUGUGAUGAAGCCCGUGCUGAAUUGGAAGAAAUAGUGGACUUCUUGAAAGAUCCUGCCAAAUAUGAAUCCUUGGGAGGUAAAUUGCCAAAAGGUGUACUAUUAACUGGUCCACCAGGUACUGGUAAGACAUUGUUGGCAAGAGCAACUGCAGGUGAAGCAGGUGUUGAUUUCUUCUUCAUGUCCGGUUCAGAAUUCGAUGAAGUUUACGUUGGUGUUGGUGCAAAGCGUAUUCGUGACCUGUUUGCUCAAGCUCGUGCUCGUGCCCCAGCUAUUAUCUUC
Vanderwaltozyma polyspora DSM 70294 is the source of this 1188-nucleotide messenger RNA. RefSeq lists its product as uncharacterized. The annotation marks the transcript as partial. NCBI's taxonomy places the organism in Eukaryota, Fungi, Ascomycota, Saccharomycetes, Saccharomycetales, Saccharomycetaceae. Gene Ontology annotation, molecular function: metalloendopeptidase activity; ATP binding; ATP-dependent peptidase activity. Gene Ontology annotation, cellular component: mitochondrial inner membrane. The transcript has a single exon. The record is from RefSeq and is a predicted model, not a curated record. Gene Ontology annotation, biological process: protein quality control for misfolded or incompletely synthesized proteins; mitochondrion organization.